Messenger RNA from Racocetra fulgida, 144 nucleotides. NCBI's taxonomy places the organism in Eukaryota, Fungi, Glomeromycota, Glomeromycetes, Diversisporales, Gigasporaceae. The record is from the annotation of a GenBank genome assembly.
AUGAGUAGUGUUGGCAUUUCAAAUGAGCAACUAAAUUGGUCAGUGCAUAUGGUCGGUCAGUCUAUCAGUGAUACCAUCGAUUUUAAUACCGAAAAUUAUUUUCGUGCCCAUAAUUUCAUGCCUUUAAUAGUAAAUACCGUGUAG